UUACUUUCACUUUUUGUUGAAUAAUGCGGACCAAUAACUAUAUUAUCUUAUCGUCGAUUUUCGCUUGGCAGCCAAUCGAUUUGAUCUAAAAACAUUGGUUUACGUUAACAUUUUCAGUAACCUUUCUCUUACUAUUUUAGUUCCUCAUUACUCUUGCCACGUACAAACGUGUCCGAGAGAAUUUCGGUAACAAUAAAUAUUUUAUAGUAAAAUGUUUAAACAUCUAUAGAACAUAAAUAGUGUUUUAAAGAUGGGCAUGGAAAAACAUAAUUAUAGGAAUGAGGAACUCUCAGAGUAUCUGUAUCCUCCAGAUAUAUUACAAAAUUUGGAUUUUAACAAAAGUCCAGCAGUAUUUAAACCAAAAAUAAGUGCUGCUAACCCAGGGGAAGAAUGGAUGGUGGUGAGACCUUUACAAAGAUCAGAUUAUGAUAAAGGAUUCUUGCAAUUACUCAGUCAGUUAACCAAUACAGGCAAUAUAACAAGAAAACAGUUUGAUGAACGAUUCACACAAAUGAAGAUGUCUGGUGGAUAUUAUGUCACAGUAAUUGAGGAUAAGAGAAUUUCAAAAAUAAUAGGUGCAGCCACUCUUACAGUUGAACAGAAAUUUAUUCACAAUUGCUCCUUACGAGGCCGCUUGGAAGAUGUUGUUGUUAAUGAUACAUACAGAGGCAAGCAAUUGGGAAAAUUAAUUGUGGUAACAGUUUCUCUGCUGGCUCAUGAGCUUGGCUGCUACAAAAUGUCAUUAGAUUGUAAAGAUAAACUGAUCAAAUUUUAUGAAAGCUUAGGCUACAAGUUGGAACCUGGAAACUCUAAUGCUAUGAACAUGCGAUUCCCAGAGCCAUCCUGACAAUUAGCCGCUGAGUCAUCCGACUUGCGCUCUAAGCUGUAAGCACUCACAGCAGCCGAGCGGACGUCGCAACACCGCAAACGGGUCCUGUAUAACUAUUUGUUACUCCAAUGGUCAUUAGGUUCAAAAUGUGAUUGUGAAUCCAAGAUAAGCCAAUAUAAUAAAAAAAUAAUAGUUAGCAAUAAAAUAUAAAACCAUUUUUGUGUUUGUUGUGAUUUCUGCUUUGUUGUUUUUGUGUUUAUGGUCGCAGGGUCAAUUUGUGUAUCCAUCAAAAAUUGUUUUUUACAUAGUGGCAUAAUUUGUAUGUAAAAUCUGUAUUUGAUGGGGUUGUAAAUUGAUUUUGGAUGUCUCAGCAUAUAAUAUAGUUUAGUUGUAAGUUUUUACUGCUGAAUGUUUAAAAAAAAAAAUUUAUCGCAUUGAAUUGAGCUUCAAUCAAGCUACAUUUUAUUAUGCUUUGCUUUUGUAACUAAAUACUUGUAAUUUGUUGAUAAGCCUGAAUACUAACACUCAUUUAUUAAAUGUUGCUUUUG
Molecule: messenger RNA, 1377 nt
Organism: Zerene cesonia (dogface butterfly)
Lineage: Eukaryota; Metazoa; Arthropoda; Insecta; Lepidoptera; Pieridae
Gene: Gnpnat
Product: probable glucosamine 6-phosphate N-acetyltransferase
Exons: 6
Coding region: 251-847 (198 amino acids)
Biological process (GO): UDP-N-acetylglucosamine biosynthetic process
Cellular component (GO): endoplasmic reticulum-Golgi intermediate compartment; endoplasmic reticulum; Golgi apparatus
Molecular function (GO): monosaccharide binding; glucosamine 6-phosphate N-acetyltransferase activity
Source: RefSeq, a predicted model, not a curated record